Molecule: messenger RNA, 1593 nt
Organism: Blepharisma stoltei
Lineage: Eukaryota; Ciliophora; Heterotrichea; Heterotrichida; Blepharismidae
Source: the annotation of a GenBank genome assembly
AUGGACGUCGUAGACAAAGAAAGACACUGCGAAUUCAUUUCUUUAGUCUACAAGAACAACGUCCCCCAGAUCUAUACCAUACUAAGAGACUACCAAAUUGACCCUUUUCUCCCUACAGACUCCAGAGGUUACUCUGCACUUCACGUGUGUGCAUUAAAUAACAGUACCACAAUCGUGAAGUUUCUUAUAAGAUAUGUCCAAGAAUUCUAUAAAGAAAAAUCCCAAGAAAUCAUCCACAAUUGGGUCAACCUCAAAAAUUUAGACGGCUUUACCUGCCUUCACCUUGCAGUUUUCAGAGGAAAUCUUGUAAUUUAUAAUUAGAAACUUGUGAAGCUGUUAAUUAAUCUUGGAGCAGACCCAAAAGCAGUGACAGGCCAUGGGCUUGGAGUGAUUCAUAUAGCGGCUCAAAAUGACCAGAUUAUGAUGAUGGUUUAUUUUAAAAGUCUGGGGUUUAUGCAUGAAGAUCAGGAUUAUAAAGGGGCAACUCCUUUGCAUUGGGCUUCUUAUAUUGGCUCAGAAAUGGCUACUUGUGUACUUUUAUCGUGAGGAGUAAACCCGAACUGUAGGGACGAAGAAGGACAAACGCCUUUGCAUUUGGCAAGUAUUAAUGGGAAUGCAAGGAUUGUGAGAAGUUUGUUAUUAAAAGGAGCUGAGCCAAAUGUAUCUGAUUCCAAAGGAAGGACUCCUACUGAGUUGGCAAGGGAAAACGGGUUUGAGUCCAUUGUAAGCUUGCUGAAUAAACCAGGGUGGCUAUCUAUAUGUGGAAUUAAGCCACCACAGAGGCCUGUAAAAUAUAGAAGAACUUUAUUGGUUUUAUUUUUAGGAUUAUUGAUUUUUGGCUGUGUGUCAAAUUUACUAGUGAUCCACCAAAAUUUGGAAUUUUUUAUAUUAAACGGAUUUGAGCUGUUUUUAUUUUUUAUUAUUUGUCACAAAAAUCCUGGGUAUUUGAAGAAAAAUCCUGAGACUACUUUGUUGUCUUUAUGUGAGGAAUAUGAAUGCAAUCAAAUUUGUCCAGAAUGUAUAUUGAAAAGGAUGCCGAGGUCUAGACACUGCCAGAUUUGCAAUAAAUGUGUAGAAAAAUUUGACCAUCAUUGCCCUUGGAUCAAUAAUUGUAUAGGAGGGAAAAACCUUGGACUUUUUUAUAUUUUUUUAUUAGUAACGCUUAUAUUUUUGCUAUGAAAUUCAUUUAUGCAGCUGCAAAUUCUUUGGCAUUCUCAGUAUUCUUCAAUAAUCGAUUGUCCUCUAUUAAUCCAGCAAAUUCUUUCAGGAGUUUCAGCGUUUAUUUCUUUGGGAUUUUUCAUGCCGGUUUUGCUUUUAUUUACUGUGCAAACCAAAAAUAUAUGCUCUAAUACAACGACUAAUGAAAGAUAUUCGAGGACUGCAAGGGGAAGUUUGCAAGGCUAUGAGAGAUCGGAUUCUGAUACUUUGGUUAAAAGAGAUAACUGUCUUAGGAAUAUAAUUGAGAUGUGCUGUAAUUCUAAUCAAAUCAAGAGAGAAAAUAUAGAACUAAACGAGAUGCUUGAAAAUAACGAUGUGCGGUACACUUGGGUAGCAAAAGAGUAUGAAUCAUUAAAAAAAAUGCUAUUAGAGUAA